UUAAAAGGCUUCCUCUUCUCUGCUAGUAAACCAGUUGCUUCAUGAAGAAUCCACUGAGCAUAUCUUUCUGUAUUGUCAUUUGUCAGCUGCUUAUAUAUCAGCCCUGCUGGUUUUAAACAGGGGCAAAAUGUCUACUUUCGGAUACAGGAGAGAGAUUAGUAAAUAUGAAGAUAUUGAUGAAGAUGAGCUACUGGCCUCACUUUCACCAGAGGAGCUCAAGGAACUGGAAAGAGAACUGGAUGAUAUUGAACCUGACCGUAAACUCCCAGUUGGGAUGAGACAAAAAAGCCUAACAGAAAAGUCUCCAACUGCAAACUUUAGUAGAGAAGCACUAAUGGCCUAUUGGGAAAAAGAGACUAAAAAGCUGAUGGAAAAGGAAAAUUUGGGUGCAUGUGAUAAGAGUUCAAAAGAGGAAGAUGAAGACGACGACAAAAGUGAGGAAGAAGACUUUACCGGGACAAACAGUGAGGUUUCAGAAGAGAUAUACACAGAGGAAGAGGAGGAAGAGGAAGAAGAGGAAGAAGAGGAGGGAGAAGAGGAGGAAGAAGAAAGUGAACAGGAAGAAAGUGACAAAGAAGACAGUGAUGAUGUUAUAUCUAGCAGAACUGAACAACCUGAAGUUAAAAUAUCUUCUAUACAAAUCCCUUCUAUAAAGCUGAAUGGUUUGAUGGACAAUAGUAAAGCAUAUAAUGGUUAUAGUGGAAAUGCAGUGAAAAAUUGCAGACAAACAGAAGAAGCACCAAACAACCGAUCAGCUAUGUGUAUUUCUGGCUCUAACCCAACUGUCAUAGAUGAAGCACUUGAAAAUAUUAAAGCCAAUGAUCCAGACACACAUGAGGUCAACCUGAAUAACAUAGAAAAUAGUACGGCAGAUACACUGAUAGAUUUUGCAAAUGCAUUAAAAGAUAAUACCAAUGUCAAAAUAUUUAGCUUAGCAAACACACACGCUGAUGACAAUGUUGCUCUAGCUAUUGCUAGUAUGUUAAGAGUUAAUCAGAGUAUCACAAGCCUAAAUAUAGAAUCCAACUACAUCACAGGAAAAGGCAUAUUAGCCAUUAUGAGAGCUUUGCAGUACAGCAAUAAUGUGUUAACAGAACUAAGAUUCCAUAAUCAGAGGCAUAUCAUGGGAAGCCAGGUGGAAAUGGAAAUCGCAAAACUUUUAAAGGACAAUACAAGUGUAGUGAAGCUAGGAUAUCACUUUGAGCUUCCAGGACCACGUAUGUCUAUGACAAGUAUCCUAACCAGAAAUAUGGAUAAACAAAGACAGAAAAGAAUGCAAGAGCAAAAGGAAUCUGGUUAUGAUCCAACAAACAAUCUAAGACCCAAGGCCUUCCAGAGAGGAACACCCGGAUCCUCACCAUAUUCCUCCCCGAGAGGUUCACCGUGGUCAUCCCCAAAACUUACUAGAAAAGUUCAACCGGCAAAUAAUUUGCCUCCUUCUCCACCACCUCCACCACCUCCACCUCCCCCACCUCCUCCUCCUCCACCAGUACAAUCACUAAAUGAGAAAAAAGUUCCCUCUCGAAAUAUAGCAGAAGUUAUCAAACAGCAUGAGCGCUCAGCCAAGAAAAUACAAAAUGGACAUCACAAGACGAAAGGCAAAAAAAAUAAAAAGGAACAAAAUAACAUAUUGAAAGAAAUAAAAAAUUCAUUACGGUCAAUAUCAGAGAAGAAAGUGGAAGAGUCAUCAAGACCAUCUACCCCCCAACGGUCUGUACAUGAUGAUCUAAUGGAAGCUAUCAGAGGAAGCAGCGUAAGGCAGUUGAAAAAGGUGGAAGUACCAGAAUACCUUCGAUAAUAUCAAGUGACAACCAAAUGAAAAAAAAGAAGCUUUGUUGAGUUAUCUGCAGUUCUUUAAACAUAUUUAUGUUAUUAGCAAAAUACACUCAAGUUUGAAAUAUAUUUUUUUAAUGGUAGCCGUUACUGGCAGAAAUAUGUUAAUUGUAACAAGAUGAUUUGUAAAUAUGUAAAAAAAAUAAAAAAAAAUGCAUUUCUAUUAAAUAAUAA
Bombina bombina (fire-bellied toad) is the source of this 2007-nucleotide messenger RNA. It is a transcript of the gene LMOD2, whose product is annotated as leiomodin 2. Bases 128 to 1798 code for a protein of 556 amino acids. NCBI's taxonomy places the organism in Eukaryota, Metazoa, Chordata, Amphibia, Anura, Bombinatoridae. Gene Ontology annotation, molecular function: tropomyosin binding. Gene Ontology annotation, cellular component: striated muscle thin filament; myofibril. Gene Ontology annotation, biological process: muscle contraction; pointed-end actin filament capping; myofibril assembly. The record is from RefSeq and is a predicted model, not a curated record. The transcript has 3 exons.